CUCCAUGCAGGGAAAAGCGUGGCUUGUUGAUUCCUGCCUUUCUCAAGGUGCUGAAAGCGCAGCGAUCAUACAGGUUUGUAUGAAAGACAGCUGUUUCACUGUGAAAAUGACAUCUUCCACAUCUACACAGUAUCCAGCAUCUGAGAGUGCCUGCAGAACAUCUGCUGAACCAAUCAUACAGGUACGACCAAAACAGCAACUCCUGAUGAUUCUGCAAACUGCAGGUGCUCAGGGUGAAACUUUCACACUAAAGGAGAUCAUACAUUAUCUUGGAGAAUAUAUUGUUCUGAAACAACUGUAUGACAAACGACAACAGCACAUGGUGUAUUGUGGAGGAGAUCAACUAGGGAGUCUUCUAGGUCGUGAAAGUUUUUCUGUGAAAGAUCCAAGCCCGGUUUUUGACAUGCUGAAACGGAACAUCUUCUAGGUCGUGAAAGCAAUAACAGAUGCUGCACAGACACUUGUUCUCGCAAAGGAUCAGAGUGUGGAUAAUCCAAGCCAAGAUCAACUGAAGCAGAGUAUCACUGAGAGAUGUUUCGGUAUUGGGUACAAAGAGGAUGAAGGUGAUGCAUCUGUCUUGGCUACUUCAAAGUAUGUGUGCAGAGAGGAUAAAGAGAAACCAGUAAUAGAUAACCGAUCAAAAGAACAAGCCACACUGGAUCUGGUGCUUGAAGAGUGGGAUAUACCUGGUCUUCCAUGGUGGUUUUUAGGGAAUCUGAGAAACAACUACAAGUCUAGGAGUAAUGGCUCUACAGAUAUACAUACUAAUCAGGUAAAUGAAGUUACAUGUUCUGAUGACUUUGAAGAUUCACAGUCCUUAAGUGAUGACACAGACAUAGAUGUUCCCACAGAGGACUGUUGGCAGUGUAUCAAAUGCAAGAAAUUCAACUGCCCCAGUAAAAGGUAUUGUUUCCGCUGCUGGGCCUUAAGGAAGGACUGGUUCUCUGAUUGUCCCAAGCUAGCCCAUUCUCUCUCCACAUCCAGUAUUGCCAGAAUACAAAGUAAAGAGGACACAGAAGGUAUGGAUGUCCCAGACUGCCGAAGGACUGUGUCUGCUCCAGUUGUACGACCGAAAGACCCAUGUCAAUCAGAAACUAAAUGUAGCCUAAGUCCUAAAAGUUCUAUGGAAUCCCUGGAUUUUGGUAGGUGCAAAGAGAGAGAGGAGGAAGAGUUGCUAUCCCUGGAGAGUAGCAAAGAACUGCUGAAGCCUUGCCUUGUGUGCCAGAAGAGACCACGGAAUGGCAAUAUUGUCCAUGGAAGGACAGCACAUCUAGUGGCAUGCUUUACAUGUGCAAAAAUGUUAAAAAAGAUGCGAACACCUUGUCCUUUGUGUAAAAAACAGAUUCAAGUGGUGAUCAAAACUUACAUAGCAUAGCAGCAUCACUGCUGUUGGGAAGUAUAAUUUUUGUCUAUUACAUAGAUAUGGAUACAAUGCAAUGCUCUUUUUCUUUUUUCUGUUUGUGUGCAUGUGAGUGCACACCCAUGUAAGAGGUUGAAAAUAAUAUACGUUUUAUGGUGUCCUCCACAAGCUUUUGGCACUCAUGCAUUUCCCCUAUGGGGAUGAAAUGUGCUUUUACUAAGGAAAUAACCAUGCAGUUUUACAUAGAGUAGUGCUUAAUCUGCAUGUUUUUGGAGGUCAAAAGAUAGACAGUUGAUGCUUCCUUUUCUAAUGCUGUCAUAUGACAGGAGAGGUCACCCUAAGUUAAAUAUGUACUAAGUUGCCACCUGUCAUCUAAAUAUGUACAGAGUUUCUGUGUGUUGCUUCUCUAAGUGAGUUGUUAUCUAGGAGUCGAAUCUAGAGCUUACAAUGUUUCUAUUGAGGUAAGAAAAAAAAUUGUAUGCAUAUGAUGCACUUUUUCACCAGGGGUCCUUAAUUGUUGGUAAUAUAAAAAGAAAUGCUGUUAUGUGUCUCUUGUACUUUGUCUAGUAAACAUUGAUGCACAUCCUUGACAGCGUUUGCUCUGGGUAUUAUAAUCUGUUUCCCAAAUAUGUAUACUGUUUAAAUAACCUUCAUAUAUGAGUGGGAAAUGGACUGGGGGGAGGAACAGUUGUGACAUUAUGGUGUUGCAAGAUGUAUUUAAUGUGUUACAAGCUAUGUAUCUGAUGUAUAUUGUAGUUUUUCCUCAUAACUCAGAGCAAUGAAACUGUGAUCCUUUAGCCAAGAAGAAUUCAUACAGUAUUCCAACAAACUGUCCAUACAGCCAGGUUCUGAUGACUACUGUAAUCUGAUAAUGCAAGUCUCUCAAUAGGCAGCUGUAAGGAAAGUGCCAGAUAGUCUGAAAGUAUUCAGCAGUUAGAUUAUAGCCAGUGGUUUGUAAGCAAAUAUAUUAUUAAAUAAAUGCAAAUUUAAAAUGUCUCCUAUAUUCAGCAUACCUUUCCAUGAUACUGCUGAGCAGAAAAGGCAAUGGGUACCAUAAUUUGUGUUUGUCUGAUAUGAAAACUUCUUGAGAGCCAAUUAUUUGAAACCUAGUUAUAGAUAACUAUAAAAUGUAUACAGCCAAUUGUGUGCAAAAAAGACUGAUUUAACUUGUAAUAAUCAAAAAUUUUCACCUGAUUUCAAGUUUUCAGAAUGAUUCGAUUAGUUCUUGUUCUUUUUUCAACUCAAAUGUAAAGCAGCUCUAUUGGACUACUGGGUCCAAAAUGAGAGCCCAAAAUUAGGUCCCUUCAUCUUAAAUUUUUGGGAACCUGCUAGCUACUUGCAUCUUUUUUGGAUGCAAUAAUUCUAUGGAACUAUAUCCUUUAUAUGAAACUAUUCUUUGGAUGUCAUUACAAUAUCUCUGUCCAACUUCAGACAUUGACUCUUAAACUUUUUGCUUUGAUAAUAGAGCAAGUGAAAAGCCGAGCAAAGGCUCAGAAGCCUGUUAAAUUAUCUUCAUAGUGGUUGCUAUUAAAAUAGUGUGAUUAUGUACUACUUAAACCUUCAAUGAAAUUUAGAUCAUUGUGUUUCAAAAACAUUUCUAAACAAGUUCUGAGGACAGACCUAGAUGUGAAACUCAGUAUGGAGUUAUCAUACAAAAUGUGUCCUGUAGAAAUCUUCCCUUUUUCCAGUUAUGGUGAGUUUGCACAUUAUCACUUCAUGUAUGUAGAUGUUGAAUUUGUAAAAUGAUACAAGAUAUGCUUGCAUGUUAUAACUUGUGAACUGGGGAGAUAGAAGUGUUUUCAGCAGCAGCCGAACAUUGAUAUUUGGAUCUGCCCCACAGCCUCUGAUAUAUUUGAAUUAUUUCUGUCCUUCAUUCCAGUCCCGAAUUGGGCCAGUGUGAGUUGGAAAUGUCUUUGCUUUGAGAGUCAUUAUGUAAGCCCAACUAGCCUUCUGCUGUACACAUUCUGUGAUUUGUUUGAAAUAAAUGUUUUCGAAUGUAUUAAAUUCUAAUACUGUU
Pogona vitticeps (central bearded dragon) is the source of this 3377-nucleotide messenger RNA. The record is from RefSeq and is a predicted model, not a curated record. NCBI's taxonomy places the organism in Eukaryota, Metazoa, Chordata, Lepidosauria, Squamata, Agamidae.